Glycine soja is the source of this 2192-nucleotide messenger RNA. RefSeq names its product SKP1-like protein 21. The record is from RefSeq and is a predicted model, not a curated record. Bases 715 to 1803 code for a protein of 362 amino acids. Lineage: Eukaryota; Viridiplantae; Streptophyta; Magnoliopsida; Fabales; Fabaceae. Gene Ontology annotation, molecular function: cullin family protein binding. Gene Ontology annotation, cellular component: cytoplasm; nucleus. Gene Ontology annotation, biological process: SCF-dependent proteasomal ubiquitin-dependent protein catabolic process. The transcript has 12 exons.
GUCAUUGACAUCGACAACGAUUCCAACUACAAACCACUAAAGUGAAAAAUUUGUCAGUCACAAAAAAUUUCUAAGUUCCAUUUUUCUCCUUCUCUUUGUUUCCCUUCGUUUUGUAACUCUGCAAAUCCAUUUCUCAGAAGUGAUAAAGUUAAACUCUUUUUCACUUCAUAAAUGAGCAUGGGAAUGCGUAUGACAGAUUGGUACUAUGGUGUGAUAGGAUGUCCUUCAACCAGAAAAAAAAAGUAUUUGUUUCCCGAUUUCCGUGGAAAAAUAAUGAUAAAAAAACUCAAUUUUUAGUUUUGGGUGUGAAUUUAAAAUAAUAUUAGUUGGAUAAUGCCAGCCAAGUAAGAAUUAGAGCUAGUUUGGUACUUGUGAGUAUCAUCAGUGAAGUGGGGUUAUUGUGAACUGUGAAGCUUUCUUUUUGAAUUUGAGAGGUUCCAGAUCAUUCUUCAUUCUGCUAUUUGGCAAGGUCUCGCCUGUUUUACUUACUGGUUGAAAUAUUGUGAUAGAGGUUUGUGUAACACUGCAAAUUCUCCCGUGGACCUUGUGCAUUUGAGUAAUGUUGCUCGAGUAACAUCAUCCUGAAGGCAGAAGUCCUUUGACAGGUGGACAUAUUAAGUGGUUGUUUGGAUUUGAAGUUUAAUUUUUUAAAUCAGGAAUUCCUUGCACCAUAAAGAAACUUCCAGUAUCCCUGUAUUUUCGAAUUGUUGUCAGAUGUCAGAAACUGACUUGGCAGUUAUUAAACCUGAGAUGAUGAAGCCGUAUGUAUGGCUUCAGACUUCAGAUGAUUCAAUCCAACAAGUGGAACAAGAAAUUGCAAUGUUUUCCCCACUGAUAUGUCAAGAAAUAAUACAAAAAGGCAUGGGAUCUUCCAAGAAUUGUGCAAUAUGUCUUCCUCAACAAGUCAGUCCUGCCAUGUUGAGCUUAAUUCUCGACUAUUGUCGUUUUCAUCAAGUACCAGGCCGCUCAAACAAGGAACGUAAAUCUUAUGAUGAGAAAUUUGUUAGGAUAGACACGGAGAGGCUUUGUGAGUUGACAUCUGCUGCAGACAGCCUUCAGUUAAAACCUUUGGUUGAUCUUACCAGUCGUGCACUUGCUCGAAUAAUUGAAGGGAAAACACCAGAGGAGAUACGUGAUAUAUUUCAUUUGCCUGAUGAUCUUACAGAGGAAGAAAAGUUGGAGCCCUUGAGAAAUAUAACUGCCGACCCAAGGAUCAGACUUUUGAACCGUUUGUAUGCCAAAAAGAGAAAAGAACUAAAAGAGCGCGGAAGGUUAAAGAAUGUUGAAGUUGAAGAAGAGCAUGUGGAUGAACGUUCUGUUGAUGACCUUUUGUCUUUUAUUAAUGGAAAUGAUGGAGUUCCGCUUUUGAAUUUCUUACUGGAGGCGAAGAAUUUUGUCGCAGAUCCAAAGGGAGUUAAAACAUCAAAGAAUAAAAAGAAGAACCGGAGGAAAAAAGAGCAACAGAAGAACUCUUCUCUGAAGGAGGCAUCUGAAAUGAACAAAAAGGAGGUAAAUGGCCAUGAUAUCAGACAUCAAAGUUCUGAAGCUGAGAGAAUUAGCGAGACCUCAUAUUUACCCUAUGCAGAAGAUGACACAUUUUCUCCUAAGGUUGAGUUUGAUGAUGGUGAUAUAGAUGAUGAGAUUGAUCCUGCUUUAAAGGAAAAAAUUGACAGGGAAGUGGAAGAUUUUGCCCGCAGAUUAAAUUCUGACUGGCCAGAAAGAAUGCAAGAACUUUUAUCUUCAGGGCAAGAACGGAAGACAAUGCUUUUUACUACAGAUGGUUUUCUAAGGCGACAAGCUUGACUGGACUUAGAAUGGAAUUAUGGAAAUGAAUCCUUACCAGAGGCUUCAACAAUUUUGAGAGAUGCUGGCAAGAGCAAGAAAAGUUUUGCAUGUCAGUUGUUUUUCUUUUUUUGCACUUCCGAUGUUUUACUCUAUUCUUUGCAGUUCAUUUUUGGUGCGCAAUUUUAUUCUGGGGACUCUUGUACUCUUAGGUAAAAAAAAAAAAGCUCCUAGUUUGUAUGCAAUAGUAUACCUUUAUUUUUGUGCCUUUGUAAUUUUGCAUAUUUAUUUGUAUUACAUUGAUUUUUUUUAUAGGACAUUUGGUGUGGGGUAAGGAUAGGAUUAAUCUUCACUGCUUCGCUAGUAAAAUUCACUUAACAUAACGCAUGAAAUUCGGUUUAUUGAGUUUA